Gilbertella persicaria is the source of this 813-nucleotide messenger RNA. RefSeq lists its product as uncharacterized. The record is from RefSeq and is a predicted model, not a curated record. Bases 16 to 732 code for a protein of 238 amino acids. Lineage: Eukaryota; Fungi; Mucoromycota; Mucoromycetes; Mucorales; Choanephoraceae. The transcript has 3 exons.
UUCUUCUUUUUUAUCAUGUCAAGAAAGAAAUGGAUGUAUGGCGCCUUGUUUAUUACUAUUAGCAUUGGCUUGUUUUAUAUCUUUUUUGAACACAAAGAACCUCUUUUAAAAAACAUUCAAACAUUGGCUUUGGAAAUAAAAUCCAUGCCUUAUGGUUGGCUAGUAAUGGGAUCGAUCACUGCAUUGACUUCAAUUCCACCUAUUUUUGGAUUUACUUUUUCUGUCUUGUUGAAUGGGUUUAUUUAUGGGUUUCCCUUGGGUUGUUAUCCAUCUACUUUGGGUGCUUUUCUAGGUUCCCUAUGGACACUUUUACUCAUGCGCCAAUCUCAUCUGUUAUCAUGGCUUUCACUAUCACCCAACCAUCAAGAGAAAUUUGAGGCUGUUGAACAAGCCAUUGGUCUGGGUGGGUUCAAGAUGGUCUUGUUGAUUCGCCUCUGUCCUAUACCAUGGCAAGUAUCUAAUUUGGUGCUAUCCUUAUGUUCUACUGUCUCAUGGCAAUACUACAUCAUAGCCGCUUUCAUAGCCUGCUUUAAAUAUAAUUGGGAAGUCUGGGUAGGAUCUCAAUUGGCUAAUUUAUCUGAUCCUUCACUACCACCCACUACCCACCGCAUUACAUUAGUUACUAUGGUGAUUGGAUUGAUUGUACUCGCCUGUGUGUUUGGGUGGUUGUAUCGAAUGACAAACAAGAUAUUGAAGCAACAUCAACCUGUGUUUAAAUAUCAAUCUGUUUAAUUUAUGCCGUCAUAACAAUGUGACGUAUUACUCAUCUUUUUUUCUUUCUUUUUCUUUCUUUUUCUUUAUUUUCAAUAAAUG